Messenger RNA from Penicillium canescens, 1388 nucleotides. RefSeq names its product aspartate-semialdehyde dehydrogenase family protein. The record is from RefSeq and is a predicted model, not a curated record. Gene Ontology annotation, molecular function: aspartate-semialdehyde dehydrogenase (NADP+) activity; NAD binding; NADP binding. Bases 190 to 1284 code for a protein of 364 amino acids. NCBI's taxonomy places the organism in Eukaryota, Fungi, Ascomycota, Eurotiomycetes, Eurotiales, Aspergillaceae. Gene Ontology annotation, biological process: L-threonine biosynthetic process. The transcript is spliced from 3 exons.
CCUACAGACCGCAUGCGGGGCUCUGGAGACGCUUUGACUCAUACAGGCGUCUGUGAUAUGUUGCCCAGUACAACAUGCAGCCGGUGUUGUUGUGUUUUUCAGUCUAUCAAUUGAUAGCCUUGGAUCUUUCGAAUUACCGGGGUUGCUAACAAAUACAAGGUUGAUCUUUCUGCAUAUAAAACUUCCAAGAUGGCUCCUUCAUUCCCUAAGAAGAAGUGCGGUGUUCUCGGUGCCACGGGCUCGGUGGGUCAGCGCUUCAUCCUCCUGCUGGCAGACCACCCCUUCCUUGAGCUUCACGCAAUCGGUGCUUCCGAGCGUUCAGCAAACAAGAAGUAUAAGGAUGCCGUGAACUGGAAGCAGACUCGUCCCAUGUCCGAGGAGCUGAGCAACCUUGUUUUGCGUGAGUGCAAGGCCGAGCUGUUCUCGGACUGUGAUCUUGUCUUCUCUGGACUGAACAGUGACAUCGCUGGCGAGACCGAGAUGGCCUUUAUCAAGGCAGAGAUACCUGUGUUCUCUAACGCAAAGAACUACCGCAAGGAUCCUAUGGUCCCUCUGGUUGUCCCCACUGUCAACCCCCAGCAUUUGGACCUGAUCCCUCACCAGCGCAAGCAGUACGGCCUUAAGAAGGGUUUCCUAGUCUGCAACUCUAACUGUGCCGUCAUUGGCAUUGUCAUCCCCUUCGCAGCUCUCCAGGCCAAGUUCGGCCCCGUUGAGGAAGUCGAGGUCUUCACUGAGCAGGCCGUCUCAGGAGCCGGCUACCCCGGUGUUCCUACCAUGGACAUCCUGGACAACGUCAUCCCUUACAUCAGUGGUGAGGAGGACAAGCUGGAGAACGAGGCCCAGAAGAUCCUGGGUUCAUUGAACGCCAGUGCUACCGGUUUCGACGAGCAGUCUGGUCUCCGCAUCGGUGCCACUUGCACCCGUGUUGGUGUCACUGACGGCCACAUGGCCUUCGUUUCCCUCCGUUUCAAGAACCGUGAGACCCCCAGCGCAGAGCAGGUUGUUGAGGCCCUGCGGGAUUACCAGUCCGAGGCCCAGAAGUUGGGUGCUCCAUCCGCACCGCAGCCCGCUAUCAAGGUUUUUGAUGAGCCCGACCGCCCCCAGCCCAGACUUGACCGUGACAUCUCCGGUGGCUAUACCGUCAGCGUUGGCCGCGUCCGUGAGGGCGCCAAGGGUGGCCACUUUGAUAUCCGAUUUGCGGCUCUCUCUCACAACACCGUUAUCGGAGCUGCUGGUUCAUCUAUCCUCAACGCCGAGGUUGCUGUUAUCAAGGGCUACAUUUAAAGAUGAUACGAAAAGUGGAAUUAUCAGCGCAUGUCAAAUAGAUACAACUUUGGUACAAACAAAAGUUCGAUUGAUCGCAUCCCAAAUAGGAAGGGGCCAACCAG